UGCCUCGAAGCCCUGGGUCCAGCUGCGGGGUCCCUGCCGGCCACGGGGACAGCAGGGCGAGCGCUGCUGGUGACGGCACCGGGACGGGGAAGGAUGUGCUGAAGCCCCCCCCAGAGGCCCGAUGCCCGCCUGUGGGGCUGCCUGCAGCUGCGGCCGCGGACCCAGCGUGGCGCAGGGGCGGUGGUACGGGGUGCGCUCCUACCUCCACCUCUUCUACGAGGACUGCACCAGGGCCAGCCCUGAUGGGGAUGGGGCCGAGUCCUCAUCUGCCCGGCCCCCCGGCACCUGGCCCUCCAUUAUCUGGAAGGUGAGCCUCUCCACGGGGACCCUGUUCCUGCUGGCGGGGGCGGCCGCCCUGGCCACCGGCUCGCUGGUGCCCCCCAGGCUGGAGGGCAUCGGGGAGGAGGACUUCGUGGUGCUGGACCUGCAGGCAGCGCGCUACAACCGGGCGCUGGGCGCCUGCCGGCUGCUGGGCCUGGCGCUGUGCGCGGCCGCCGGGGUGCUGAGCGCCGUGGGGCUCCUCUCGUGCCUGCUGGGCCGUGCCGGGGGGGCCCCGCGACGCCCCCAGGAAGAGGAGCAGCAGCUCUCGCCCAUCCUGCGCGACAGCCCCGCGGCGCCGUUCGGUGUCUCCUGCAUCCACGGCGUCCAGCCCCGGCGGGAGGCGUGAGGCUGGGGGGCAGCAGGGGACGCCCCCCCCCCCCCAUCCCAGCUGCUGAAGCGCCCAGUAAAGAUGCUGAGAAACCCC
Molecule: messenger RNA, 745 nt
Organism: Cygnus atratus (black swan)
Lineage: Eukaryota; Metazoa; Chordata; Aves; Anseriformes; Anatidae
Gene: NRSN2
Product: neurensin 2
Exons: 3
Coding region: 122-667 (181 amino acids)
Biological process (GO): nervous system development
Cellular component (GO): neuronal cell body; transport vesicle; neuron projection
Source: RefSeq, a predicted model, not a curated record